Nanorana parkeri is the source of this 1608-nucleotide messenger RNA. It is a transcript of the gene FUZ, whose product is annotated as fuzzy planar cell polarity protein. The transcript has 12 exons. Bases 101 to 1357 code for a protein of 418 amino acids. Gene Ontology annotation, biological process: vesicle-mediated transport; non-motile cilium assembly. Lineage: Eukaryota; Metazoa; Chordata; Amphibia; Anura; Dicroglossidae. The record is from RefSeq and is a predicted model, not a curated record.
UGCAGCGCUGGCGUCUUUUCCCGGCGUGCCCCGGACGCAAGAUGGCAGCUGAGAGAUGUGUGAUGCAGAAAGAGAGGGGUGAAGAGGAGAUGUGAGAGGAAUGGAGGAGUCGUCUGUGUUCCUUCUGUGCCUGACGGCCACCAGCGGGGUGCCCCUGUAUUGUCGCAGCAAAAGCAGCAGCAGGCAGCUGACUUUCUCUGUGAUUGGAUCACUCAAUGGAGUGCACAUGUUUGCAAAUAACCAAGAUGUUUUGCUGACUUCUACACGUACAGAGAACAGCAGAGUGCUAUGGAGAACCUUCCAUGACAGCAUCAACCUAAUAGUGAUGUCAUGUGAUAUGAAAACCAGUGACCACUCAUUAAAUAAACUUUUGGAGAAUGUAUUUAGCGCCAUGGUUCUUGUAAUUGGGCUGGAAGACCUUAUGAAUAUAAAAAAUGUAGAACGGCUAAAAAAAGAGCUGCGGGCUUGUUACAAGUUGAUCGACAGCUUUUUAACUGAAUCUGAGAAGAUGGGAGAUCUAACACAAUGUGUAGACUGUGUCAUUGCUCACGAUGCGGCCAUUCUCCAGGAAUGCCUUGAUGGGUUCACACAGGCAGCAGAAAGCGAGUUUGGCUGUCUCCUGACUGGAGGGAAGGUGGUAGUGGCAACAGAGAAGUGGUGGAGGCUGGCUUCUCAAGAUGUGAUGCUGCUUUGCUGGCUGGUUUCCUCUCUGUCCACACAUUCAUCACGAGAUUACCCAGUGUAUCUACCACAAGGGAGCCCUACGGUUCCACACAGGCUGCUCACCUUCCAGUUGGUUCCCGGUGUAGAUGUCUGUAUACUUUGUGGCCCCAGUCCAUCUCUGCAGAAAGUUCAGUCAGAGUUGGUAGAAAGGUUUUGGAAGCCUGUUCUGGAUCCAAUCAAAUCCUGUUUAAGAGUACAGCUGAGAUCAUUCCCAGCCUCUGUUCCUUUACACCAUGGGAUUCAGGGCAUCUUGCUGGUCAAUCGGGAUCUCAAUAAAAGCUUAUAUACUGUGCAAGUUCAUCCUAUGGAAGACAUGCAAAGAUCAGAUAUGAAAUGUAUAUUGGAACAGCGGCGGGAAGCUCUUCGUUCAUUUUAUGCUCUCGCCAUGUCACGCUACUUCCAUCCAGAGCACCAUGAUGGGAAAAACACAGUUCAGUAUGAGGAGUCAUUUCCAAUGGGAUUCAGCCAUCAUGCUCACCAGUGCUACACGGUCUCCAGCUCUAACAAGUGCUAUGCCAUGAAGACUGACUUGCACUUUCUCUUCCUUCUCUUCAAAACGGAUGUGCCUACGUUUAGCAUGCGAGCCAUUGCUAAUAAAACCAUGCAAGUGUUUACCAAAGACUUUACUUUUUGACAAACAGACGUCCUAGAUAUGAAGCAUUGUGACUCCAACACCAUUUUUCCGCAUUUCAACAUGUUCCAGUAGCUGCUCCUGUUUCCUGGUCGGAGUGGUCUGCUUACAGCAUACAGACUGUGUAAAGACACCUGUUAUUUAUCUUUAGAUAUCUACAGGUCAGGUUCAUAUUUAUUUAACAUUGUAUGAUGAAAACGUCAGCCUUCACAAUGGCAGAAAAGAUUAAAUUAUAUAUACUGAAGUGAACCUAG